This is a messenger RNA of Moneuplotes crassus, 1875 nucleotides long. NCBI's taxonomy places the organism in Eukaryota, Ciliophora, Spirotrichea, Euplotida, Euplotidae. The record is from the annotation of a GenBank genome assembly.
AUGGAGGAUUAUGAUUGUAUUGUUAUUUUUAAAAGAUUGAUUUUGUCUUUAGUGUUUAUAUCUUAUUAUUUUAAUAAUCUCUUUUAUAGUGCUCAACAAAUUAAUAGAAAUGAAAGCUUUGGAAUUCCCAUUCAUCAAUAUUAUGGGGAAAAUUAUAACUCCUUCAGCUUCGGAAAAAAAAACCAAUUGAAAAUAAAGAAAUAUAAUUCCAAAGAAGAAAAAUUGACAAAUAAUAAGAAAAAAAGAGAAAAAUAGAGGACAUAUAAAGAAGAUAUUAAAAGGGAAUUCCUACGAAAGUAAUCUUCCUGCCUCAAAGCAUCAAGAGUAUGACUCUACAAAUACUACAAAGUGUUCAAGAUUUUCAUCGAUAUUGCGAGGACAAACAGCAAGGAUUGAUAAACUUAGAAGAAGUUUUACACAAGAUUCAAAUAAGACUUCUUAUAUUAGCUUUCUUCACAAAAACUUCAAUAUUGUUAGAAAAGAUGAUAGCAGAUAUUUGGAAAGAGCCAUGAUCUUUAGAAGGCAGGCUCAAAGUAAUCAGAAUUCUCCUGAGGCUAAGCACCCGAUAAGCCAGUUUAAUGGCAAAAAGCAAAGCAGUCGUGGAACAGAAUCAGACUUUCAGUAUAUAGACAAAUAUUUAGGAAUGAACUCUUCUAAUAUCUCUUUGAGUCAAGUAAAAUCAGAUGAAAAAGACAUAUUAAUCGAAAAACUAAAAUAUGAACUUUCAGAAAAGAACAAGACUAUAGACGAACUUAUGAAUGAGAAAAGAUCGCUACAGAGCCUUAACAGCUUUUUACUUAGAAGCAUUCCUCAUAAAGAAGAAUCCCCCAAAAUGAUACUAGGAAAUCUAAAAAGACAAAUAUAGUGUACAAAGAUCAAGGUAGAGAGGAACACAAAUCCUCUGAAGAGCAUGACUAUGAAAUACUGAUAGAGGAAAUUGAUGAUUCUUUUCAAGAAUCUAAUAACUUUUUGGAAAAUUUAGAUCCUGAUCAAACCAACAAAAACCAAGAUAAUUCGUUCCAUUAUGAAAAGAUCGAAUGAAGUAUGAAGUCAGGGCCUCCAAAUCCAACCAUUCAGUAUGAAUUCUCACAAGCAUCAGAUGAAGAAUCCAUUUCAGGUGCAAUGAAGGCACAAAAAGAUAAAUGGGUAUUUACUAAAGAGGAAAAAUAAGAGGCUUCUUGAAAUUGCUGAAAUAAAUAGAAACAAUCCUACAUUAAUGGCACAAAAAUUUAACAAAUUUUUGAAAGAAUCUCGUAAACAUUCAAGAGGGGAGAAAGAGAUCGUUAACGCAGACAUCCCUAAGAUUUUAAAAAUAAUCAACUUUGAACAACCCAAUAAAGUUAAGAAGAAGGCUACAAAGCAAAUUGUUGUACACUCAAAGAAAUUAGAAUUUUUUUUAAGAAGAUUUGGGAAUAAUAUUAUGUAUCAGAAAUCAGAAAAUGGUGAUAUAAACCAAAUUAUUGAUGCUCAAGUGAAUCAGUGCAUGUCCUCAAUAAAUGGUGAAGGAACAAGGUAUGCGGUAAAUAAAGAGGAGGAUAAAGAGCAGACUGAAUAUCUCUCUCAAAUCAAUAAUGACCAAGAUGAGAAAUCUAUGAGAUUAGGACCUUUACAAAAGUCAGGUACAAUUAAUGAAGGAAGCAAUGGGCUGAAAAAGCAGAUUACUAUUCAGAACCAGCCUAUUCAUAAGAUACUAACUGAGAAAGAAAAAGAUCAAAAUAUUCAUCCAAACAAUCUAGGAGAGAGGGAAGAUAGAAGUGGAACAUUAAGCUCAAAAGGACACUUUCAAGCGAAUUUGAAAUCAAAAAACGAUAACUCAAAUAAAAGCGAUAACCUUCAAAUGUUUGUAGAUGAGCAAGGUUACAGAGAUUAACCCCC